Otolemur garnettii (small-eared galago) is the source of this 1971-nucleotide messenger RNA. RefSeq names its product disintegrin and metalloproteinase domain-containing protein 30-like. The transcript has 2 exons. Gene Ontology annotation, molecular function: metalloendopeptidase activity. NCBI's taxonomy places the organism in Eukaryota, Metazoa, Chordata, Mammalia, Primates, Galagidae. Gene Ontology annotation, cellular component: external side of plasma membrane; sperm head plasma membrane; plasma membrane. The record is from RefSeq and is a predicted model, not a curated record. Gene Ontology annotation, biological process: male gonad development; proteolysis. Bases 1 to 1971 code for a protein of 656 amino acids.
AUGAGCACACCAUUGUUAUGUAACAGCCUAACCUUCCCCAUUCACCUCUCAGGAAGUGCCAAGCCUGCAGUCUCACUCUGCUCUCCUUAUGAGACAGUUGAUGCCUUGGGGAUAGUCCUGCCUACCUCCCACUUGACUAUAUUUUUUGUGGUCCAAAGCGCCUCACUGAUGGGGCCUGACUGGGAAGGGACAAAUGAAGCACUUGAAAAGGAAAAAGUUACUCAGAUUCCUAGAGCGGGCCCUGUUUAUUUGUGGCGACAUCAUCAGAAAUAUCUGAAAAUUCACUACACAUAUUCUAACUCAUUAGUUGUGCAGCUGCGAGGUAAUGUGACACGCAUAAUAGAAAACACACUGAUUUUAAACAGCAUACUCCAUACCAUUUACAAGGCAGUGUUUUUAAAUGUCUACAUACGUAUGUUGUGCAUAUGGGAUGCGGUGGACAAAUUUAACCUUUAUGAGGCCGAUGCUAUAAAAACUGUAGAAAAUUUUGGUUUGUGGAAAUUCUGGGGAUGGUAUUCAGAUUUUCCACAUGAUACUUCACUUCUUCUUACAGGACAUGCACUUAUAGGAGGAAAAAAAUAUCAUAGCUUUAUGAAUGGGAUCUGCAAUGCCAACUGGGGAGCAAUGUAUGUCUUUGUUGCAAGGCAUCACUUUUUCUUGGCUGCAGCUAUCACAGCACAUAUAUUGGGUCAUACCCUUAAUGCAGAUAAGGAUACAUAUGGUUGUUAUUGUUUUCGAAGAACCCACUGUAUUAUGAAAGAACCGCCUGGUCUUCGAGAUAUGAUGAGCAACUGUUCUUUUGCUAAAAUACACAACAGAGUUUUUGGUUGGGAUAGUUGUUUGAGCAUUCCAAACGUUCCAUAUAAUAACUUCCCUUAUGUAGCUCCUCGUUGUGGAGACGGGAUCAAAAAUGGGAGAGAGGAAUGUGAUUGCGGCUCUCUUAAAGAGUGUGUUCUUGAUGAAUGCUGCGAGACAAACUGUACCCUCAAAUCUGGAGCUCAAUGUAAUACAGGAAUUUGCUGCCAUAAGUGUAAUUAUGCUCCCCCUGGAGUGAUUUGCAGAGAGAUACGUGGCAUUUGUGAUCUACCAGAAUACUGUUCUGGGAAUAGUGAGAUGUGCCCAGAUGAUUUAUACAUCCAGGAUGGAACUCCAUGCUCAGCAUUAGCUGUUUGUGUGAGAGGAAACUGCAGUGACCGUGAUUUGCAGUGUCAAGCGCUUUUUGGCGAAGAAGUAAAAGAUGGUUCAGCAGAAUGCUAUAAACAGUUGAAUAAAAUGGGGGACCGAUUUGGAAACUGUGGGGUUAGGAUUCUUGCUGGGGGAGGUAAGCCAGUUCCAUGUGCAGAAAAAAAUGUUUUCUGUGGAAUGCUGCACUGUAGUGAUGUCAAAUAUAUUCCAGGUGGAGGUGAGCAUACCACAUUUCGUAAUAUAUUACUAAGAGAUGCUCCAGCACAGAAAUGUUUUGGAUAUGAUGCACAUCAUGGAACAGAGUUGCCAGAAAUGGGGCUUGUAGUGGAUGGUGCAACAUGUGGCCCAGCACAAUACUGUGUGCGACAGAAUUGUACCUUUCAUAAUGACAUGCAUUUUGACUGUGAUGUAAAGAAAUGCAAUUUCAGAGGAGUGUGUAACAACAUCAAAAAUUGUCACUGUGUGCGUGGCUGGAAACCACCAUUUUGUGACAUCGAAGGACUCGGAGGUAGUAUAAACAGUGGCCCUCCUCCUAAAACAGAACAUGGUUUACAAUUCUUCCAGGUUAUGAGUAUAAAAGUGGUGCCAGUUUUAGUGAUUAUUCGUUAUGCUCUUUUCCUGUUUGUACUUAUCAUUGGUGCCCUUAUACAAACAUUACGAAGACAUGUAGGAGAAAGAACAGUCGAACCAUCUGAAGCUGUAAGUGAAACUGUGCUAACCGCAAGUGAAACUGUGCUAACCGCAAGUGAAACUGUGCUAGCCGCAAGUGAAACUGAGGAAAGGUAA